AUUUCUGCAAGACGUGUUGUAUGUUUGCCAUGUCAGGCUUUAUUUCCUGCAGGCCGGCUCCAAAAUUACUUCAACAUCGAUCAUCAAAGUCAUGAUAGGACAGAUCAUCUGACAUUGUGUCGGCAUAAUCCACUUUGUCUUUCUUUAAUUAAUCUAAGAAUAUUCACAAGAAUAUCUUUAGCCUAAAAUCGGCAGAGAAAUAAGAAUAUUCAGCAUGGGCCGGAAACACAAUAUUCCUAUGAAAAUCAAGAGUGUAAAGCGAUGUUUCCUGUAUUUAUCUCGUGCUGCUGUCAUUCUUUUAUAAUUAAAUUAAGUGCGGCACUUUUUCGCAAUCCCUGCCCGACUAAGAAUCAGACAGUUCUGUCAUACUACAAAUGAAAGGAGAGAUAAACAACAUCCUUUUUAAGGUUCAUUGGCAAGUCCACCUUGUAAUUUCGCUUCGAAUUCUGCCGUUUUCGAAUACCGUGAUGUUCGCCAACAACAGCUCAACAAAUCCUCUAAUACCUGACGAAUAUAGCCUCAGUGUCCAAAAUGGGACCUGUUUGCUGCCGAUUGAUAGGAUGGCUAACAUGAUAUGUUUUGCGACUAUAUACAGCCUUCUUUUGAUUGCUUCACUCGUGGGGAAUUCCUUGCUUAUCUUCGCUUCUUUAAAAUCGAAAAUGACAAUGAACCUUUUGAUAGCCAACAUAGCCGCGUCAGAUGUUUUGUUCUCCAUAGUCCACUUUCCUCGAGAGAUUCUGGAUCAAGUCAAAGGCUCCACAGCUUUUCUUGUCCAUGGACGGAUUGGACAUGUCCUCUGUAAGAUCUGUGCCUUCACUGCUGACGCUACCAUUGCGGUCUCUACACUGUCCUUGAUUUUAGUUGCUGCUGACAGGCUGAUUGCAGUUGUAUUUCCAGCAAAAUAUAUUCAAAUCACUGUCAAAAAGCGACGGCUUCUCAUCCUUUACACUUGGAUUGUAGCAAUGGCAAUUCAUUCUCCAUAUUUCUACACUUUCCGAUUGGACGCAAUCAAUGGCGAAACUCUCUGUAUCACAAACUGGGAGCCAGCCUUCAAUCACGAGUCGACACACACCCGAUACUACACUGCGUUACUGUUUGUUGUACUCAUUGUGCCUCUAGUAACAGUGUGUAUACUACAAACUAUAACCUUGCUGAGACUAAAAGACGACAAAAUGCAGCCAUUUCUUUCCUCCCUUGCUAAUCAACGACGCAAGAAAAGGACUAAAAUGCUGCUGAAGAUGUCUGUAGUGAUCGCUUUGGCCUUUGCAUUGUGCUGGCUACCUUUUAUUGCCCUUCAGUUUCUUCUUCUCUAUUUUCCGAGCUCAAUUCCAAAUUGCAGUUUUGGUUUCACAAUAUUUAAUCAGUUUGCCAUUCUUUUUGCUUUGUGUCAUUGCAUGGUCAACCCAUGCAUUUGCUUUACAUUUUUGGGUCGAAUUCGUAUUGUUCUAAAAUCCAUUAAUGCAAUAUCACGGAAGAAGAGUUCUACUUUCAUAGAAACAAGAUUAUAACAAUACACGUAUUUCCUGAUCCGAUUGAACUGAUCCGCCAGCCAUCUCAAAUAUCCUCUUUAUCUUAACGCGUGAUCAAAUUGAUGUCUUGAAGGCUAACUGGAACUAAUAAUGGGACUCUACGAUUUGGAAGGAAUGAGCUAGUAGCAAGAGAUGAUAUUCUCGUGCCAGUAACCAUUAUUAUUAAUAUCAGACGAGCAAACUAAUGUAAGUAAGUAAGUAACCUUUAUUUCAACACGAUAAGUAAUUAAGCUUGCAGCUUGUGGGGUCGUGUGUAAAUAAACAAUAAAGAAUACACCAGGGCCAAAUGGGACACUCUAAGAACCUAUUAUAAGAACUCCAUUCUGAAGCUAAUUUAUAAAAUGUACUACAAUGAUUCACCACCCUGUAUGACUGCAUAUAUUGCAAAAUCACAAACCUCUUAUAACUUAAGAAACAGCAUUAAGCUGUGAUGGGAUCGUUUGCAAAUGUUAAAUGUUAAUUUUAGUCAAGCAGUGGAAAGUUUGGAAUAAAAAUGUAAUCCUGUUUCUAAUCGGGUUAAGCCAAAGAGUCUUUCUUACCCCUCACCUUUUGCUGAGUAUGUUCUGCUGGCAUUUCAGGACCCCUACCCCAUUUUAGACAUUUUAGUCUAUUCUGUGGCCAGUUAUGGACCCCAUCUUAGUCACUUUUGGGCGAAUAUAAUUUUUGCGAUCCCAUCUUAGUCAUAUUCUAUUUAUUCAUCUACCUUAUAAAGUCUUUUAACUACUUCAUCUUAAAACGAAAUGAAACAUUUGUUAAACUGAGUGUAGAACGGUUUCUCUUUUUAAAUGACUAUUUGCCAGAAUAGUAACUAUGUUGAAAAUGUAACCCAUUAUGGUCAAUCCAGUCGUGAAAAUGCGACUCCACCCAGCGGCACAUUCCCAUUAGACUGUUACUAGGACGUACCCUCCCACCCCCGAAGUUAUAGCCGUCGAAGAUUUUUCAAGCCCUUGCUGCGCGAAAAAGUGAAUUGACUGGACCUGAAUAGAUUACUAGACAAGACCUAAUCAUAGCUUUCGUAUUGACACAUUAUUUUAAAAAGUGGAAUUCAUCCUCGCUCGUUUGCAAUGUCAACUUUCUGCAGACCUUCUCCACCCCGAUCCCUCUGCCCACCGGGAUUGGAGCAAAUAAUUUUUUCACUUUUUUCUAGUUAGAAAAAGAAGGCGGACAACUCCUCUUUUUUCCAUGUACCCGUACAUCCCUUGUUAAAUAAAGGAUAUUAUAUGGCCGCGCGGACAUACGAAAUUUCUCUUCGAGUGUUGAAAACUAUUUCACGAGUGAGCGCAGCUCACUCGUGAAAUAGUUUUCAACGCGAGAAGUGAAAUUUCGUUUCUCCAAGUAGCCGUGUAAUGUUCUAUUUAUUAUAUAAACAUCACUGAAUUCCCAGACCAUUUCACUUUCGAUGCGAACGGCGCCAUUUAGCAUGGAACUAAAGGAACGGUAACCUUUUCCCAUGUGAAGAUAACAUGUUAAUUUCACGUGUGGAGAUAUCAUGUUUUCGUGCGAAAGCUAACCUUGUAUUUCAUUGGUUUUUUUUUUUAUAAUAAAUAGUUUGCCCUCAAUUCCCGCAAUGCAGCGAAUUCGCGGACCUUGUGUUCUAAUGACUAUUUUAUGACGUGGAUCGGCGAAAGCUCGGAUUUUAAAAGAGUUUAGCAUCAAUCCAUUUUACAGUAGUUUCAGGCCUCAUUUGAACUUUUGUCAGUUUUUAUUAUUUAAAAUGCUGCUGAGGGACAAUAUUGAACGAUUAGUUUCAUUCUUCAUAACUCGCUUCCUUCCUCCAAAUGGCUGUUAGAUGCCAGGUCCGGUUCACAAGAAGACCGUAACAUCAUGUUUUAUUAUAUGGACAGGAGUGUUUUACUGAAAACUAAAACACUCAU
Orbicella faveolata is the source of this 3403-nucleotide messenger RNA. Its product is annotated as QRFP-like peptide receptor. The record is from RefSeq and is a predicted model, not a curated record. Gene Ontology annotation, cellular component: plasma membrane. Lineage: Eukaryota; Metazoa; Cnidaria; Anthozoa; Scleractinia; Merulinidae. Gene Ontology annotation, biological process: G protein-coupled receptor signaling pathway; cellular response to hormone stimulus. Gene Ontology annotation, molecular function: peptide binding; G protein-coupled receptor activity.